Molecule: messenger RNA, 1506 nt
Organism: Lemur catta (Ring-tailed lemur)
Lineage: Eukaryota; Metazoa; Chordata; Mammalia; Primates; Lemuridae
Product: 60S ribosomal protein L17-like
Exons: 1
Coding region: 951-1484 (177 amino acids)
Biological process (GO): cytoplasmic translation
Cellular component (GO): ribosome; cytosolic large ribosomal subunit
Molecular function (GO): structural constituent of ribosome
Source: RefSeq, a predicted model, not a curated record
UUUAUUUAGGUAAAAACUUUAGAUUGGGAAGGGUCUUCCAGGUUUGGAAAGAACAGUAUGUAAAAUGAUCCAGAAGUGUUACAUUCUGGAAAUAAUUCAGAAUAGCUGUGGCAAGCAUGCACGGAGUGGGGCCAGAGACGGGUAAAAGGAAGCAAGAGUCAAAGCUCAAAGGGCCCUUUGGACUUUAUCCUGAAGGCAAUGAGAAGCUGCUGUUCAGGGAUUUUGAGCAAAGGAAUGACAUGAUAAAAUUGGCUCUUUAGAAUAAUCUUUCUGACUGCAGUAUGGGGAAGAGAUUGGAGAAUGUAAAAUUUAUGUAUUAGUGGUUCUGGUAAUGGGGUAGAAAAGUUGAAAAGGCGGUGGCUAGUGUGAGAAGGAAGAUGAUGACUUCCAUUUGGGGGAUGAUAAGUUUGAAGUAACAGUGAAACACAGCAUGUGGAAAAUGCUGUAUUACACUCCACUUAGUAAACCAUUAUCAUGGGUGAGUUGAGUUGUAAGACAGACUUUAUUAUGUUGCUACAGUACUACAGGUGAGAUAUGAUUAGGAGCUAAGUGGGGAUAAUGAAGAGUACACAGAUUCAAGGGACACAUGGGAAGUACAAUCAACAGGAUUUGUCGUGGAAUGUGGGGCUUGGGAAGAGACAGGAGUCUAAUAAUAAAAAAAAAUUCCCAGGUUUCUGGCCUGGGUUACUGGGUAAAUGAUGAUGCCAUAUCCCAGAUUGAGAAUACAACUGGAAGAGCAAGUUUAGCAAGGAAGACAAUGAGUUCAGUUUUGCAGAAAGGUUGACUUGAGUUGCCUAUAGGGCACCCAAGAAUAGAUAACUAGUAAGAUACUGGAUUUAGUAGUCAAAGGGUUGGGGAAAGAAAUCAAGAUAGGAGAUACAGAUUUUGUGACUAAGCUAUGAAGAAAACACAUACUCUUCCCCUCAAGCGGCCUGAGGUGAUCUGUGAAAAUGGUUUGCUAUUCACUUGACCCAGAAAACCCCACAAAAUCAUGUAAGUUAAGAGGUUCAAAUCUUCGUGUUCACUUCAAGAAAACUCGUGAAACUGCCCAGGCCAUCAAGGGUAUGCAUAUACAAAAAGCCACCAAGUAUCUGAAAGAUGCCACUUUAGAGAAACAAUGUGUACCAUUCCGACGUUACAAUGGUAGGUGUGCCCAGACCAAACAGUGGGCCUGGACACAGGGUCAGUGGCCCAAAAAGAGUGCUAGAUUUUUGCUGCACAUGCUUAAAAAUGCAGAGAGUAAUGCUGAACUUAAGGAUUUGGAUGUAGAUUCUCUGGUCAUUGAGCAUAAGCAGGUGAACAAAGCACCCAAGAUGCGUCACCAAACUUACAGAGCUCAUGGUCGGAUUAAUCCAUACAUGAGCUCCCCCGGCCACAUCGAGAUGAUCCUCACUGAAAAGGAACAAAUUGUUCCAAAACCAGAAGAGGAGGUUGCACAGAAGAAAAAGAUAUCCCAGGCCGGGUGCAGUGGCUCACGCCUGUAAUCCUAGCAUUCUGGGAGGCCAA